AUGUUCACUUCAGGCAACGACCGCCGUCGGUGGCGCUUCCCCUGGUUCUGGAUGAUUACAGCGCUGGUGCUGGCGACCGCGUAUGCGGCAAAAAGAGCAGGGUUAUUUAGUAAAUCGGAAGAAAUGCGGGACACGGUUGUAGUUAUUGGAGGCGGCGCGGCAGGUCUUGCAGCGGCGCUGCAGUUGCUUGAGCAGCACGCUGCGGAUGCUGCGACGCCGCGGGGGACCAGUCCCGUGGUGCCGGAGUCCGGUGGGGAGUCCAGUGUCCGCGUGGUGCUCAUUGAGAAGGCACGGCUUGGUGGGAAUUCCCAGAAAGCGACCAGCGGUGUAAAUGCGGCGGCGACACGGUUCCAAGAAGAUCUUUCUAUUCCCGACUCCUCAGACCAGUUCGUCGACGACAUUUUGAGGAGCGGAAAAGGGUCAUCUGUUCCCACUCUGGCCCACGUCUUGAGUAGCCGAAGCGGUGCCGCCAUCAACCACCUGGCAAGCCGUCUCGACCUCGGCAUAACCGACGUAAACGCUUUGGGUGGACACAGCGUGCGUCGCACACAUCGAUUCCCUCCAUCCCGGACAGACCCCAAGCCAUUUGGUCUCAACGUUAUGUUGCCGCUCGCAGGAACUUUACGUCAAAAGGCGGCCGCUCAGAACCCUCAACUGGUGAUUAUGGAGAAGACCGAGGUUGUCGACAUCGGCUUCAAAUCCCUCACCGUUCCCGCCGGCUCCACUCAUCAAAUGAGCAGCCGACAGUACAAAUUGGCGGACUACGUCCAAGUCAAAGACCUCGAAGGACACCUGUCCACUAUUCCAGUCAAGUCGGUGGUCGUCGCCAGCGGUGGCUACGCCGGUGACUCGGGCUCAGACAGCUUCCUCUCCGUACUCAGACCUGACUUGGUUAGCUACCCCACUACCAAUAACCCGACGUCCUCCGGGGACUUACAUAGAAUUUUGAUCAAGAACGGACUCACCCCCUACGAACUUGACAAAGUCCAACUUCAUCCCACCGGCUUCGUCGACCUCAAGGACGUCAGAAAAUCUACCAAGUUCCUUUGCCCAGAAGUUUUUCGCAGUCUGGGUGCCAUCCUCCUCAACUCAAAGGGACUAAGAUUUGUCGACGAGCUGGAAACACGAGAUAAAGUGACUGCUGCUAUUAUCGAACAUGGCGGUCUGGAGUCCGAAUGGGGGCUGCGAAAAACCACAGAUCAGUCCACUGACCACCUUGACCGACUACCGACAUCUGACCAGCUGGACCAAUUGGAGAAGGAGCAGAGCCUGGCCCUCCUGGUAUUCGACGACGAUAUAGCAGAACGCUUCGGAAUUGCUGCCUUUGAAUUUUACAAGAGAAGAGGCUUCAUCCACACCAUCAACACGGCUGCCGAUUUCGGGGCAGUAGUGCAGACCUUCGAACACGAGGUCUUGACAGAGCAAUUCUGCAAGAGCAGCCUAGAGAAAAAAGUCGCGAAGGAGGGGACCAAGGAGGCAACGGAAGGGACCAAGGAGGCAACAGAAGGGACCAAGGAGGCAACAGAAGGGACUGAGAAGGCGGCGGAAGGGACCAAGGAGGCAACGGAAGGGACCAAGCAGGCAACGGAAGGGAUCAAGGCGGCGGCAAUCGAGGGCGCCGGAACGAAGGAGGCCCUGCAUGUUGCGUUUAUCACGCCCUCGUUGCACUAUAGUCUGGGCGGCAUGUUGAUUGACGAUACGUGCAGGGCACAGCAGGGCAACAAGGUCGUCGUCCCUAACAUGUUUGUUGCGGGUGAAGCUUCGGGUGGUCUCCAUGGCGCGAAUCGAUUGGGCGGUAAUGGCAUUACCGAAGGUCUCGUGUUGGGCACCCUGGCGGGUGAAAUGGCGGGUCAAGCGGACUGCCGUUUCCACCUGUGGCCCACGACCGGGAGCGUCAUGGUUCAGUCGCAGCUGCUGAGUAAAGAAAACGACCGACUGCGAAUAUUAUUGCCAGACCUUGCGGCUGUGCCCAAGCCUAAUCUGGGACUGGACCACUUGUUCGUCGAAGCCUGGCAUCAUGAUAGAGAGCCCAUCGAAUUUACCAGCAUACAAGUCGUUUCUGCCGAGCCCGGAGUACUCGUCCUGCAAGCUACUGGAGACUUCACCCGUGUCGAUGCCGGCGAUCGGGUUGUGUUUCACGUUACGGUGCACGACUGA
Molecule: messenger RNA, 2157 nt
Organism: Gregarina niphandrodes
Lineage: Eukaryota; Apicomplexa; Conoidasida; Eugregarinorida; Gregarinidae
Product: FAD-binding domain protein
Exons: 2
Coding region: 1-2157 (718 amino acids)
Source: RefSeq, a predicted model, not a curated record